AUGGGAACUCCAGAGGCUGAGUUAAACCCGUCCCUGCUGCAACCCCGUGCCUUCACCUCAGCCAAGGACUCGCUCUGCCGAGCUCCUGCCCAGGCCGCCCAGGUUUGGCUCCGCUCGCUGUUCCCCGGACUGACGGCGGCUCCUGCUCGCACAGCACUGAAGCCCGUGAUCAGUGGGGGACACUACGACGUGGACUGCUAUGUGGAGGACCCUAAUGGCCAGACCAUCUACAAGGAGACCAAGAAGCAGUAUGACAGCUUCCCACACCGCACCGAGCUCAGUGGUGUCUACACCUUCUGCUUCAGCAAUGAGUUCUCCACCUUCUCCCACAAAACCGUCUACUUCGACUUCCAGAUGGAAUCUGCCUGUGUCACCAUCCACGAGGCCCUGAACACAGUGAUCGACUCCCAGACUCACUAUCGCCUGCGGGAAGCGCAGGACCGGAGCAGAGCUGAGGACCUCAAUGGCCGGGUCUCAUACUGGUCCCUUGGGGAAACCCUCAUCCUCUUUGUGGUCAGCAUUGGGCAAGUGAUGCUGCUCAAAAGCUUCUUCACUGAGAAGAGACCCGGCAGCGGCGCAGCCGGCACCUAGAGCCAGGUGUGC
Messenger RNA from Chaetura pelagica (chimney swift), 603 nucleotides. It is a transcript of the gene TMED3, whose product is annotated as transmembrane emp24 protein transport domain containing 3. The coding region runs from base 1 to 591 and encodes 196 amino acids. The record is from RefSeq and is a predicted model, not a curated record. The transcript is spliced from 4 exons. Gene Ontology annotation, cellular component: endoplasmic reticulum; COPI vesicle coat; COPII-coated ER to Golgi transport vesicle. Gene Ontology annotation, biological process: endoplasmic reticulum to Golgi vesicle-mediated transport; Golgi organization; intracellular protein transport. NCBI's taxonomy places the organism in Eukaryota, Metazoa, Chordata, Aves, Apodiformes, Apodidae.